AUGUGCCUCUCCGGCCACCAUGACCACCAUGUCCUCCAGAUACGGCGGUCGUCAUACAAGAACAGCGUGGUGAUCUGGGUGGCGGAGCUGGAGGAGGUUGCGGACAUGUCCCUGGUGCAGCCAUACAUGGUCAACCACGAGAGGGUGAUGUACCUCAACCCGAGGCUGCAGGCGCCGCAGCACGCCAUCAUUUGCUUCAGCCCCGCCGGCGCAUGCCUGAUGUGCGGCCGGAAACUCGUCGACGAAAUCUUCCGCUUCUGCUCCCUCGGCUGCAAGCUUGAAGGAAUCGUGUCUGAUCCCAACUUGACAUUCAUUCUUGAUCCGGAAUGCAAGUGGGAAUACUCAGACUCAGACUCUACCGAAGAAGAAGAAGACGGCGGCCAUCUGCCAGGCCCUAGCAACUCUCAGCCAAUUGGAGGGACUAGUUACCUCCGCCAGCCAAGGAAGGGCGUCUGUGGCCCACCUCAACAGGCGCCCUUCUACUGA
Triticum turgidum subsp. durum (durum wheat) is the source of this 486-nucleotide messenger RNA. The record is from the annotation of a GenBank genome assembly. Lineage: Eukaryota; Viridiplantae; Streptophyta; Magnoliopsida; Poales; Poaceae.